Messenger RNA from Strongyloides ratti, 483 nucleotides. Its product is annotated as Probable ribosome biogenesis protein RLP24. The record is from RefSeq and is a predicted model, not a curated record. The transcript is spliced from 2 exons. The coding region runs from base 1 to 483 and encodes 160 amino acids. Gene Ontology annotation, biological process: ribosomal large subunit biogenesis. Gene Ontology annotation, cellular component: nucleolus. Lineage: Eukaryota; Metazoa; Nematoda; Chromadorea; Rhabditida; Strongyloididae.
AUGCGUAUUGAAAAGUGUUCUUUUUGUUCAUCAAAUGUCUAUCCAGGUCACGGAAUAACAUUCGUCAGAAAUGACAGUACAGUAUUUAAAUUUUGUCGCUCCAAAUGCAACAAAUUAUUUAAAAAGAAGAAAAACCCAAGGAAACUCAGAUGGACUAAAACAUCUCGUCGUCUCAGAGGUAAGGAAUUGGCAAAUGAUCUUGUUUUAACUGCUGAAACAAAAAGAAAUGAACCAUUAAAGUAUGAACGAGCUGUUUGGAAUGAUGCUAUUGAGAAGAUGAAAGAAAUUACAAAAAUUAGAACUAAACGAUAUACUCAAUUGAUAACAAAUGCACAGAAACCAGGAAAGAUUGUUAAGAAGAAAGGACUCAUCAAGAAAGCUCAAACGAAAAUGCAUCUUAUUCGUGCACCUGUUGCAGAAGAUCAAGCAACAACACAAGCACAAACUUCUAAGAGAGCAGUUAUCGAAAUGGAAACGGAGUAA